CAGGCUAUAGCUUUCUGUAUCAGUCGACGGCUCCAGUUAUCGGUACAAAUAUCAGCACAGCUCUGAGCUCGAGCUCCCCCAUUGCUCUCCCAGCCAACCGUAAAACAUGACGACCAACAUCCUCCCGCAAGACUACCGCCCAGAUUUCAUUAUUGUUGGAGGCGGCACAGCUGGCUGUGUUGUUGCCUCCAGGCUUUCCUCAUAUCUCCCGCACAAGCAAGUCCUACUCGUCGAGGCGGGCCCUUCCGAUUAUAACGACCAGAAAGUGCUGCAGUUGAAAGACUGGCUGGCACUUCUAGGAGACACUAAUUAUGACUACGACUACCCCACCACCGAGCAAGCGAUGGGAAACUCGCACAUCCGCCAUUCUCGGGCGAAGAUCCUGGGCGGCUGCAGCUCCCACAACACCUUGAUAUCCUAUCGACCGUUCGAGCGGGAUCUGAAGGGGUGGGAGCAGAUGGGAGCAACAGGCUGGGACUUUGCCACCGUCCAGCGCUGCAUCGACCAGCUUCGGUGCACAAUCCAGCCCGUGCACACUAUGCAUCGGAACAAGUUCGUAAAGGAUUGGGUACGAUCAUGCUCGAAGGCCCUCGAUAUACCGAUCAUCGAAGACUUCAACAAGACUAUUCGCCGAGAAGGCGGGUUCUCCGAGGGUGUCGGUUUCUUCUCAGUUUCCUACAACCCCGAGGAUGGAAAGCGGAGCUCUGCGAGUGUGGCGUAUAUCCACCCCAUCAUCAGCGGCGAAGAGAAGCGGCCCAACCUCAUCGUCCUCACGGAAGCGUGGGUCUCCCGUCUCAACCUGUCCUCGCAGGGUGCGGAAAAGCGGGCAGAGAGCAUCAAUCUCACGCUCAAAUCCGGCCAGAAAUUGCGGUUAUCCGCGAAGGAUGAAAUAAUCCUCUGCGCCGGCGCCAUCGAUACGCCCCGACUCCUGCUUCUUUCCGGAAUCGGCCCGGCGGACCAGCUCAGAUCGCUCGGCAUAAACGUACAACACGAUCUCCCCGGAGUUGGCGAGAACCUUCUGGACCACCCAGAGAGCAUCAUAAUCUGGGAGCUGAACGAGUCCAUGCCGACCGAAACCACGAUGGACUCCGAUGCCGGCAUCUUUCUCGACCGCGAUGGCGACGGCAUCGCCGACAUCAUGAUGCACACGUACCAGAUCCCGUUCUGCAUCAACACCUCUCGCUUGGGCUACGAGGCGCCGCUGCACGCAUUCUGCAUGACGCCCAACAUCCCGCGGCCAAAGUCAAUCGGCCGAAUGUGGCUCACCUCCGCCGACCCGGCGGUCAAGCCGGCCCUCGACUUCCGCUACUUUACCGAUCCGGAGGGCUACGAUGCGAAGACGCUUGUCGACGGCUUUAGAGCCGCUAGAAAGGUCGCCGAAACGGAACCGUUCAGGUCGUAUCUGAAGCGCGAGAUUGCCCCCGGGCUAGAGGUGCAGAGCGAUGAGGCGCUGAGCGAGUAUGGGCGCAAGGUCGCGCAUACUGUGUACCAUCCGGCGGGAACAACAAAGAUGGGGGAUAUACGCAAUGACAGGCUGGCUGUCGUCGCCCCGGAUCUGAAAAUGAACGGCGUAAGGGGUGUCAGGAUUGCGGAUGCGGGAGUGUUCCCGGCGAUGGUUACUAUCAAUCCAAUGUUGACAGUUUUGGCGAUUGGAGAAAGGGUGGCGGAGCUGCUGGCGGAAGAACAGGGCUGGAGGCGCGAGCUGAAGUCGAAGCUGUGAUUGGUGCACAUUUUGGAUAUGGUGUGACUUAU
This is a messenger RNA of Tricharina praecox, 1752 nucleotides long. RefSeq lists its product as uncharacterized. Lineage: Eukaryota; Fungi; Ascomycota; Pezizomycetes; Pezizales; Pyronemataceae. The coding region runs from base 107 to 1720 and encodes 537 amino acids. The record is from RefSeq and is a predicted model, not a curated record. Gene Ontology annotation, molecular function: flavin adenine dinucleotide binding; oxidoreductase activity, acting on CH-OH group of donors. The transcript has 4 exons.